UAGAGAAUUCAAAUUUAAAUAUAAGCUUCUCGCGCGUAACGUCAAUGACGUCAUAACCAUUGAAAUGCUCUUCUUUAAAAUUGUGUGAAAAUGCGCUGUAAUUUAAAGUCCUACACUCAAAUUCUCAUAUUUUGCGUAGAAAUGUAUAAGAUCAUGUGGUUUCACAGCAUUGGUCGAAUAUGUUAUAACGCUGUGAACUUGAGUGACGUGUUUCAUUUCAAUAAACUUAUUUACUUGUGAUGAACAGUCGUGUCAGCAACUGAUAAUUAAUAAUUAAGAGAAGCUAAACGUAUUCAUGCGAAUUAAAUUUUCAUUGCAAUGAAAUGCCUAUUCUAUUUUACUUCUGAGUAAUCUAACCUACGAAUUUUGAAAGCAUUGUGGAAUGAGUAGUAUUCUCAGUGUUUCAUAAGAAAAAGCCUACCUGAAACUAUAAUCAAAGGAAAGUAUAGUAUUGGAAUUUUUAAUGAAAUUGUAAAACAACUAUGAGAUCACAGAGAAGACAAGGUUUUCAAUACGGCAUUUACUUGCUGUUUAUGCAAGCUUUGAAUUUUGGUAUCGACAAAAUUCCACCAGCUACUUUGGGCACGAUUAUUGGGCAAGUCUUACUAUAUGUUGGUAUAAUAAAAGUUCCUUGGAGCGCAGAAGAUGUAUGCAUAUCUGCAAUAAAAGUAUUCAAAUAUAGGAACUGGAAAUCUUUCAUAAUAUCAAGCUUUGAACAUGGUUCUGAUAUGCACUUAUAUUACAAUAUGGUAUCUUUGAUUUUAAAAGGUUCCUACUUAGAACCCAAGUAUGGAACACCCAAUUUUUUUAUUUUAUUGAAUAUUCUUACACUUGGAUGCAGUGCCAUGUACGCAUCUUUAGGCUAUGCCUUAAUGCAAUUAACUGGAGAUUAUGGAUAUUACACUGAAUGUGCUAUCGGAUUCUCUGCUGUUUUAUUUGCACUGAAAGUAAUUGCAAUUUGUGAAGAACGAAACACAGUUCAUAAUGUCGGCGGAUUUACAGUUCCUAGUAAAAUUGCUGUCUGGGUAGAAUUGAUCUUAAUUCAUCUUUUGGUACCACAGUCUUCAUUGAUUGGACAUCUUGGGGGUAUCUUGGUUGGUUGCUUAUACUGUUACACUUUUAUUGGUGUAACCAUUGAUAAUAUAAUAUAUAAUUUGUCUGGUAUACCUAUUAUACACGAGGAAGAAUUUUACAGAAGACGUACUUCAUUGUUUACAUGACAUUUGAAAUAGGAAUAUUUUAAAUUUAAUAAUUUAUUAAUUUGGUAAUUAUUUUAAAGAAGUUGGAAAAUGUAAAUAAAUACGACUGGGUACUUAAAUGUGUUAUUAAGUUACUCUAGAGGUGAAGAAUUAUCUUAAGGGAUAAUUGUACAUGUAUGUAUAUAAGAAAGAAUGUAAUUUAUAUAUUGU
Messenger RNA from Nomia melanderi (Alkali bee), 1409 nucleotides. Its product is annotated as rhomboid-related protein 4. Gene Ontology annotation, cellular component: membrane. Lineage: Eukaryota; Metazoa; Arthropoda; Insecta; Hymenoptera; Halictidae. The record is from RefSeq and is a predicted model, not a curated record. Gene Ontology annotation, molecular function: serine-type endopeptidase activity.